AUAUGGGGAUAAUAAAAAAUAAUAUAAAGGGAUAAACAGAACAGCGGGAGAGUGAUUAUUCUAAUUAUUUUAGCAGAAGUAGUAAUAAUGAUUGUAUUUCAUGUUUCUUCGAAGCGCCUCUUCACUAAGGAAGAUUCGUCCUCGUCGGCCACCGUAUGAUGUCGUGGCGUUUCCUACCGUAACGGAAGUCAGUGUUACACCGACCGGGCUCCCAUUUAGCCUCUAGAAUUUUCCUUCAGACUUUAUAAACAUAUUGGGAAGAGUUAAUUUCAGUGGAUCGAGAUGAGGCGCGCCGGAUUAGCUGAAGGAGGCUCUGGACAUUAUGUAGCCAGCGGCUACAGUGUUUAUGAGGAGGAAAAUGAACAUCUUCAGGAGGGACUGAGGGCUAAGGUCGGCGCCCUGAAGAGUCUGUCAAUUGACAUCGGAACCGAAGUGAAGUACCAGAAUAAAAUGUUGAACGAAAUGGACUCAGACUUUGACUCGACAGGCGGACUGCUCGGGGCCACUAUCGGCAGAGUAAAACGGCUGUCCAGAGGCAGUCAGACCAAACUGCUGUGCUACAUGCUGCUCUUCUGCUUUUUUGUCUUCUUUGUUCUUUACUGGUUUAUCAAGUUGAGGUGAUAAGGGCUGCCAUUUGGACUUGGACCUUUAGUUCCACAUAUUUAGUUCCUGUCUGAUGCAUCUCUAAACUAGACCAGCUGGAAUAUGAAAUAAAUGUGAUUCGACGUUUUCUGCUCAGUGUCUGAGCUCCAGAAUCUGUCUCCCCCCCCAUUCCUGGAUAAACUAAAAAAUGGUUUAUUAAAGUGAAAAAGACCUAAAAUGACAUGAUAUAUUUUGUACAGUUUGUAUACAUGGAGUUGUGUUAGUAUUUGUUUGUGGUUCAGAACUGCCUAUAGUGAUAGAACAGGUAACAACACAGCAUAUGUUGUGUUAAGUUAUUUUAAUUGUAAGCAAUAACACCCUACAGAUGCAAUUUACUAUAGGUGUUUAUGCUAAAGAAUAAAUGAAUAUACAGUCAUCAGAUUCAUGACAGCGAUAUCUUUGUUUCGUAAUUGAUGUAAAAGUGUUAUUGUAAAUAAACAAAUUUUACGUUCUAAA
Girardinichthys multiradiatus is the source of this 1098-nucleotide messenger RNA. It is a transcript of the gene bet1, whose product is annotated as Bet1 golgi vesicular membrane trafficking protein. The transcript has 4 exons. Gene Ontology annotation, biological process: vesicle fusion with Golgi apparatus; endoplasmic reticulum to Golgi vesicle-mediated transport. The coding region runs from base 283 to 621 and encodes 112 amino acids. NCBI's taxonomy places the organism in Eukaryota, Metazoa, Chordata, Actinopteri, Cyprinodontiformes, Goodeidae. Gene Ontology annotation, cellular component: SNARE complex; Golgi trans cisterna. The record is from RefSeq and is a predicted model, not a curated record. Gene Ontology annotation, molecular function: SNAP receptor activity.